UUCCGUUGCUGCUCUGCGAAACCGAACACCCAAACCCUACAUUAAACUAUCUGCAUUCAGAUCUGGUUACAGUCGUAGUAGACGUGUACUUUGCCUCUAAACUUCGAUGUUUUCUUCGUGUUCUUGUCUGCAAAAUUUCAUUUUUUUUACAAGAAAAUAUUGUUCUCAGUUCUUUUACGGUGUCCGUCUCUGGAUUGAUUAAAAAUGGCUGCUCUGGCUUGUUUGUUUUAGCAGCUUGAUUAGUUUGCUGCCAAAGAAAAGAAACCUGAAUAAUUUGAUUAGUUUGAUUGUAAUAGUUUGAUACUGUUACCUUGUAAUCUAAUUGACUUAGAAUCUUCCCUAUGUAUUGUGAAGUGCGUAAUUUAGUUGGUAUCCUUAUUUUUCGUUGAAGCGUGAUAAUUUGCUCGGCAUAAUCUCCAUUGAAAAGUGAAUAGAAUCUUCUUUGAGUAUUACCAACAUUCUAACAGCAAUUCAUGCCUUGUGAAGUUUCUAAUUUGAUUGGUGUCUUUAUUUUUUCUCGAAGCAUAAUAAUUUGCUUGGCAUAACUUCCAUUGAAGACUGAAUAACAUGUGAAAUAAAUUGUCUCGUUUGUAUUUAGAUCUACUAGCUCCAUGCCUGUUGUUACAGGAGAGGCAAAAUUUGGGAAUACUAUUGAUGACUGGUUGGAACACUUGCAAAAUAGCCAAUCCAAGAUACGAUCCAUUAGCACUGUACUCGUGGAAGAUAUGUGCAUGCAUUGUUAAGAGAAUACGGACACCACCGAUACUUUGUAGAUGCAUAAAUUUUCCUAGACUGGUUACAUGUAUUAAACUGAAAAAUGAACCGGUGUAUCCAUACAACUAGGGCACAAAAUGUCCGAAGAAAGAGAUCCAUGGCUCUCAAACUUGAGGAAUUGUGGUUAGCAAAGUUAUUUUAGCUCAUAAGUAUGUCCUUCUCUUGUUUUUCAUUGGUAUAAUCCUAAUAUAAUCUGGAAGUAAGAAAUGACUAGAGUACAAGGGCAACAUGAAAACACAAAUUCAUUAGUGUUAGCCACCUUAGCUGUUUAUGUAAAACAAAUUACAAAAGACAAGUAAUGUUUCCAGCGCUAAUAUGGUCUGGUAAAUUAUGAUUCUUUUACCAAUAAGGCCAUGCAUGAAUAAAACAUGCCGAAUCGUUAGAAGAUAAUCUGUGGUAUGAACGUUCUCUUGAAAAACUUUAAGCUGCUUAAUCGGUUAUAAUUGCUAUUAAACGGAUCACAUGAAUCUGAGGUGUGAACCUUUUCUUGAAAAACUUUAUGCUGCCUAAUCAGUAAGAAUUGCGAUGAAAUGGAUCACAUGAAUCUGAGGUAUAAACCUUUUCUCGAAAAUCAGUUAGGAGAGUAAAGCAAGCCAAACUGCUUUUUAGGUAGGAGUAAUCUGAUGUAUGAAAUUUUACUUGGAAAAAAAUAAAAGCUGUCUAAUCAGCUUAUUUGUUCUGAAAUAAAGAACAGAAGCUAGAGGCAUUGGACAGAAUUACCAUACAUCCUGACACCACUGGUUCCAACUAGCAGCGACCAUGGUCCACAGGAAUGAAUUUUGCAUCUCCCCACAGGCUGCUGGUCAGUUUGCUCCUUGCACAAUGUGCCCUGUUGCGGACCAUCACAUGAUUUUCCCACUGGUGUAUCUACUCUCUUUCACCGACCUAGGUCACCAAAAAAAUCAAGAAUCUUGGAGAGGAGUCUGUAAAGGCAUGGGAGGAAGCAGAGUUCGAUGGCUUGGAGUCAUGGCAAUCUUCGUGCUGCAGUUUUAUGAUGCCAUUGAUUUGGAUGGUGGAAUUUGAAUAUACUAUCGGUCUCUACUGCAACUCAUCAAAUUGGGGUCUAUGCCUUCAGUUAUCUUCUUGAGUGGUCUGAAGGAUGAGAAAGGGACUGCAUCCUCAGAUGCAAUGGAUCUCAUAUGUGACGCAGAGUGGUAGGCUGAUCAAUACCAUGAUGACCAAGGUGAACCAUACCGGCAAAGUGUACCACAUGAGGGCCAAGCGACAAAUGGCUCAAAGCCUCGGCCAGAUCGCAAAGUUCAAACGUCGAUACGAGCAGGAAGCAGUGGAAAGCAAGGACAAGUAGUUGGGACGGAGCUAUGGCCUCUGUAACCUAAGUCGGUUCUGUUGACUGCACAGUUUUCAGCUAAGGACAUGAUUUUAUUUUAGAUCACAUCAUCUUUUGUUCCACUUCAGAAUUGGGUUUGUACCCCGUCGUUAGCAAACUAUGGCACUUGUUCCAUCGUAAAGCCCCAAGAAAAUAGUCUAUUGAUUGCUUUUUUUUUUCUCUGUC
This is a messenger RNA of Zea mays, 2287 nucleotides long. Its product is annotated as Ribosomal protein L31. The record is from RefSeq and is a predicted model, not a curated record. The coding region runs from base 1874 to 2080 and encodes 68 amino acids. The transcript has 2 exons. Lineage: Eukaryota; Viridiplantae; Streptophyta; Magnoliopsida; Poales; Poaceae.